AUGGAUUCAUCUCUCGCUACAAUGCCAACCAAGCCCUUUCUCUACGCGAUGCCUGCCGAAAUCAUCGGUAUUAUAGCAAAUCAACUUGUGUCCACCGACACUCACGGUGCCUGGCGGCUGCGCGGCAUCAGCAAGGCAUUCAAGGUGGCAAUCGAGAACGACAUUACUCUGUACCAACCCAAGGAUGCUCUCAAACAAGGCAGAAAUAUCACUGACGAAUUGAUGCCCCGCUACCUAUUCUGCCGGAUUCACAAGCAUCUUGACGCACACGACGCGUUAUUGGCGCGACUCAAGCUAAAGAACGAAUAUCUUUGCCGCGAGCUCAACAUAACAGAUUCAUCGGAACAAAUGGACAACCUAAAUGCCCUAUGUCGUGGACAAGUCAAAAUCCUUGAUCUCCGCAAAGUGAAGGAUCUCCUUUGGGCCAACUAUUGCACUGUGCGAGAUCGUCUUCCCGUUCUCGAUGCUGCGGACAUAGGUCUGCAAGCUAAGGUUGCUGCAGCGAUGUCGGUGCGCGCACUUCCACUGUUGCGCAAGUUGCUACCGCAGGUGCACAACUACUGGUUUGACGACUCUGGAGAUCGCUUCGAUGGCGAGAGCCCACUUGUUGCUGCAGUGAGUCUCGAAGACGAUGAGAUGCUCCAAAUCCGCCUCAGUGAGGACUUAGUCUCAAAGACCCGAUACGGCGACCCAAUAGAGCUUUGGGCGGGCAUAGCAAUGGAUCUUGCAAUUGCUCAAGGCUCCGUGUCUAGAAUGACGCUUCUAUUUGAUGGCGUAGAUGCGGCAGGAUUCGAGAAAAUUCAAGCAUUCUACGACCAUUCACUGAAUGCUGCCAUUGCCUUUAAUGGGGUCAGCCUCGACGUUGUUCGAUGCCUUCUCGAUCGUUGCCCAUCCACCGAUUUGGUCAGCGACGAGCAGUUCUUGAGCGCGUGCAAGACCAAGAACGCCGAACUUAUCGCGCUUCUGGCCAAUUGA
Molecule: messenger RNA, 975 nt
Organism: Parastagonospora nodorum SN15
Lineage: Eukaryota; Fungi; Ascomycota; Dothideomycetes; Pleosporales; Phaeosphaeriaceae
Exons: 1
Coding region: 1-975 (324 amino acids)
Source: RefSeq, a predicted model, not a curated record